AUGAAAGUUACAAGCUCUCUUUUGAGCUCUGCGUCAAAAACGCUCGAUAAAUACUCACUUUUCGUGCCUAAGUCCGGUGUCUUUCCAAAAGGUUAUGAGGUCGCUUCUUUGGCUUCUGGUGUCAAAAAAAACGGUGCUUUGGAUCUAGGUAUUAUCCGCAACGUUAACAAAUCUCGCAAAUCAUCUGCUGCUGCUGCUUUCACCACUAAUCGUUUCAAAGCGGCGCCGGUACAGUUUUCCAAAAAAGUUCUUGAUACGAGCUCUGGAGAGGGCAUUGACGCUAUUGUUGUCAACUCGGGAUGCGCCAAUGCUGUGACAGGCGAUUUGGGUAUGCAGGACGCAGAAAAUGUGGCCUCACAGGUCAACAAGCAUAUCGGUGAGAAAAAUAGCACGCUGCUCAUGUCUACUGGUGUAAUUGGCCAAAGACUUCAAAUGAACAAAAUCUCUAGCGGUAUUGAUAAACUUUUCAUCGAAAACAAGUUCUCGUCCGACUUCGACUCGUGGCUAAAUCUUGCUAAGUCAAUCUGCACCACCGAUACCUUCCCCAAAUUGAUCUCGUCUAAAUUCACUCUUUCCGAUGGAACUGAAUACACGCUCGUGGGUACUUCCAAGGGAGCGGGAAUGAUCUGCCCUAAUAUGGCCACUCUUCUCGGUUUCAUUGUGACUGAUCUACCCAUUAAGCCUAGCGCCCUGCAAAGUAUGCUAACCGGUGCCGUAACCCGUUCCUUCAACUGUAUCUCCGUUGACGGCGACAUGAGUACCAAUGAUACUAUCUGCAUGCUGGCCAACGGUGCUAUCGAUACCCCUGUCAUCGACGAAUCAUCUUCCGAUUUCCAGAAGGUCAGCUCCCAGGUUACUGAAUUUGCCAAAAACCUAGCUCAACUAGUUGUUCGCGACGGUGAGGGUGCCACGAAAUUUGUUACCGUUAACGUCAAAAACAGUGCCGACUUCAAGGACGCCAGAAUCAUUGCAGAGACAAUUUCAAACAGUAUGUUGGUGAAGAGUGCUCUCUAUGGCCAAGACGCCAACUGGGGUCGUAUUUUGUGCGCUAUUGGCUACUCUAAGCUUGAAAACUGUAAAUCUCUAGACGAGUCCAAAAUUAACGUCAGUUUCAUUGCCACUGAUGGUUCGUUUCCCCGUGAACUCAAGCUCAUCGCCAACGGUGUUCCUCAGCUCGAUAUUGACGAGUCGAGGGCCUCGGAAAUAUUGGCUCUAUCUGACCUCGAGGUCCUAGUUGAUCUUGGUACCGGUACUGAAGAGUGUCAGUUCUGGACUUGUGACCUCAGUCACGAAUAUGUUACAAUCAACGGUGACUACCGUUCUUGA
This is a messenger RNA of Lachancea sp. 'fantastica', 1326 nucleotides long. The record is from the annotation of a GenBank genome assembly. NCBI's taxonomy places the organism in Eukaryota, Fungi, Ascomycota, Saccharomycetes, Saccharomycetales, Saccharomycetaceae.